UCUUCCUAUCUUUCCCUUCCAGGAGCAAAUUCAUCAGUUGUUGCUGACUUCAUGCCUACAUCAUCAUGGAACAUCUCAAGUGAAUUAGAUAAAGACUACUUCUUGACGCUGGACGAACCUAUGAAUAACAUCACCACCACCCUCGGCCAGACGGCAGAGCUGCACUGCAAAGUCUCUGGCAAUCCUCCUCCCACGGUCCGUUGGCUGAAGAACGACGCUCCGGUUGUCCAAGAGCCCCGGAGGAUCUCCUUCCGUGCCACAAGCUACGGGUCUCGGCUGCGAAUAAGGAACCUGGACACUACGGAUACGGGCUACUUCCAGUGUGUGGCCACUAACGGCAGAAAGACUGUCUCUACAACUGGUGUGCUCUUUGUGAAAUUCGGUCCCCCGCCAACAGCAAGUCCAGGAUCAUCGGACGAGUAUGAAGAGGACGGGUUCUGCCAGCCCUACCGGGGCAUCGCCUGCGCCCGAUUUAUUGGGAACCGAACCAUCUACAUGGAGUCCUUGCAUAUGCAAGGUGAAAUAGAAAAUCAGAUCACAGCUGCCUUCACCAUGAUUGGCACUUCCAGCCAUUUGUCAGAUAAGUGCUCCCAGUUUGCCAUCCCUUCGCUGUGCCAUUACGCCUUCCCCUACUGCGAUGAGACCUCCUCGGCUCCCAAACCCCGAGACUUGUGCCGCGACGAAUGCGAAAUCCUGGAGAACGUCCUGUGUCAGACGGAGUACAUCUUUGCGAGGUCUAAUCCCAUGAUUCUGAUGAGAUUAAAGCUGCCCAACUGCGAAGAUCUUCCCCAGCCAGACAGCCCCGAAGCUGUCAAUUGUAUCCGCAUCGGCAUCCCAAUGGCAGAUCCCAUCAAUAAAAACCACAAAUGCUACAACAGCACGGGAGUCGAUUACCGGGGGACGGUGAGCGUGACGCGGUCGGGGCGGCAGUGCCAGCCCUGGAACUCGCAGUACCCCCACACUCACACCUUCACUGCCAUCAGGUACCCCGAGCUCAACGGGGGUCACUCCUACUGCCGCAACCCCGGCAACCAGAAGGACGCCCCGUGGUGCUUCACCUUAGAUGAGAACUUCAAGUCUGAGCUUUGUGACGUCCCGGCAUGUGAUUACAAGGAUUCCAAGGAAAAGAACAAAAUGGAAAUCCUGUAUAUCCUGGUGCCAAGUGUUACCAUUCCCCUGGCCAUAGCCUUGCUCUUCUUCUUCAUCUGCAUCUGCCGCAACAAUCAGAAGUCUUCCUCCCCUCCUGUUCAAAGGCAGCCCAAGCACGUGAGAGGACAGAAUGUGGAGAUGUCCAUGCUCAACGCCUACAAACCAAAGAGUAAGGCUAAGGAAUUACCUCUGUCUGCUGUUCGUUUCAUGGAAGAACUGGGGGAAUGUGCUUUCGGCAAGAUCUACAAGGGACACCUCUACCUUCCGGGCAUGGACCACGCUCAGCUCGUCGCCAUCAAGACGCUAAAAGACUUUAACAACCCCCAGCAGUGGGCAGAGUUCCAGCAAGAAGCCUCCCUCAUGGCCGAGCUCCACCACCCCAACAUCGUUUGCCUCUUAGGUGUCGUGACCCAGGAGCAACCCAUCUGCAUGCUCUUCGAGUACAUGAACCAAGGAGACCUCCACGAGUUCCUCAUCAUGCGCUCGCCCCAUUCGGAUGUCGGGUGCAGCAGCGAUGAGGACGGGACUGUAAAAUCCAGCCUGGACCACGGGGAUUUCCUCCACAUCGCCGUCCAGAUCGCGGCGGGGAUGGAGUACUUGUCCAGUCAUUUUUUUGUCCACAAAGAUCUCGCCGCUCGCAACAUUUUAAUUGGAGAACAGCUUCAUGUGAAGAUCUCUGACCUUGGACUCUCGAGAGAAAUCUACUCGGCAGAUUAUUACAGAGUUCAGAACAAGUCUCUCUUGCCCAUCCGCUGGAUGCCACCGGAGGCCAUUAUGUACGGCAAGUUCUCUUCCGAUUCAGAUAUUUGGUCAUUUGGAGUUGUUUUAUGGGAAAUAUUCAGCUUCGGGCUUCAGCCGUAUUACGGAUUUAGCAAUCAAGAAGUCAUAGAGAUGAUCAGGAAAAGACAACUGCUGCCGUGCUCUGAAGACUGUCCUCCCAGGAUGUACAGCCUGAUGACAGAGUGUUGGCACGACCUGCCCUCCCGCCGGCCACGAUUUAAGGAAAUCCACGCCCGGCUGCGCUCCUGGGAGGGUCUCUCAAGUCACACCAGUUCUACCACCCCCUCCGGUGGGAAUGCCACCACUCAAACGACUUCCCUCAGCGCCAGUCCCGUUAGUAACCUCAGCAAUCCCAGGUACCCCAACUACAUGUUUCCGGCACAAGGUAUACCCCAAGGCCAAAUCGCCGGCUUCAUCGGGCCACCAAUACCUCAAAACCAGAGAUAUAUCCCCAUCAAUGGGUACCCGAUUCCACCGGGAUACGCUGCUUUCCCAGCUGCCCACUACCAACCGCAAGGUCCACCCAGGGUGAUCCAGCACUGUCCUCCACCAAAGAGUCGUUCUCCCAGCAGCGCCAGCGGAUCCACCAGCACGGGUCACGUCACCAGUUUGCCGUCUUCGGGAUCCAACCAGGAAGCCAAUAUUCCCUUGCUAUCCCACGUGUCGAUUCCUAAUCAUCCAGGGGGGAUUGGUAUCACAGUUUUUGGAAAUAAAACUCAAAAACCGUACAAAAUUGACUCAAAGCAGUCUUCCCUACUAGGCGACUCCAGCAUCCAUGGACAAAAUGAAUCUAUGAUUUCAGCUGAAUUGUAAAUAAGCGAGGCCUUUGUAAAUAUAACUAUUUACGAUACAAACUAGGAAAGUCGUAGCAAAGAUUUAUAUUCAAAUAUUUUAUUAAAGAUUCUCCUGGUUGCUUUAACAGACGUUGCAGCAAGUAUCUUCUGUGAAGUUUAACUGCUUAACAGGAUGGGCAGAACUCAACCAGACAAAGAUCAUUGUGGUAUGAACAACUCAGCUUUGUCAAUGGACGCGUUGUUUCUAAUUAAGUGCCACCGACAAUUCAAAAAAGUGGAAAAAGGGGAAGUGGGAUUUUUUUUUUUUUUUUUUUUCAAAGAAAAACAUUUUCUCGUAGGCUUUUUCACAGCUUUUUAAACCUCUGAUGUGGUUUAAAUCAUGGAAACUUUUUUUGUACUGAAAGCAUAUUUUAAUAUUUGUCUCUUUUUUUAGGAGAUGCAAAUAUUCGGAGAUCUACUGGUUGUGCAAUUUUGGAUCCAAUAGCUAGUUAAAAUAUUUGUAAAUUUUGCAGUCAAGGAUUAUGUUUCAAAUAUGUGAUCUGAGAGCUGAAUAAAUUACUUCAGGUAGGAUUUUGGUCUUUCGUUAAGUUGGGAGUCUGAGUUUAGACCAAAAAAAGUCAUUUAUUUGACAGCACAAUAGCUUGAGUUACCAACUCACAGUCUACAAACGUCAUCUGCUAUUGGCUGCUAAAGGUGGCUGGAGUUCUAAGAAAUUGCCUUAAAGGAAAUGAAAUUAAAGGGUUUUAAUUUCAGAACCUUGAAUCAACUUACUCAAAGAUAACAUUUCAUAAUCUAGUAGUUAAAGCAGAAAUUCUAUAUCCUUUUGUUGCUAUGCAACUGUUUAGUGGAAAGGCUCCAAACCACAAUUUUAUAUAUGACAAUCAAUUUUCCCAGGAAUAUUUAUUGUUUCAGAUCAAUGAGUAAUUUCAGUGACUAUGACUCCAGUAGCCCUGAAAAAAGGGAAAUUCACUUU
This is a messenger RNA of Calidris pugnax (ruff), 3696 nucleotides long. It is a transcript of the gene ROR1, whose product is annotated as receptor tyrosine kinase-like orphan receptor 1. Gene Ontology annotation, cellular component: signaling receptor complex. The record is from RefSeq and is a predicted model, not a curated record. Lineage: Eukaryota; Metazoa; Chordata; Aves; Charadriiformes; Scolopacidae. Gene Ontology annotation, molecular function: ATP binding; protein kinase activity; protein binding. The coding region runs from base 52 to 2742 and encodes 896 amino acids. Gene Ontology annotation, biological process: multicellular organism development; positive regulation of canonical NF-kappaB signal transduction; cell surface receptor protein tyrosine kinase signaling pathway. The transcript has 8 exons.